GUUGGCGGCCAAGCGAAAGCACUGGUUUUCCCACCGAUGACCACUCUACAGGUAGGUUUCGGUAUUAAAGUACCUUUCGGGGAAUAAACGUCCGCACCGUAAUCAAUCACACCGCGUCAAACACGGGCAGGGUUUCCAUUGGUUGAUCUUAACGCACAAUUUCCCACCAUCUAGCUUACGAUGUGCACCGUUACCAAUGGGCGGCUGUUUAAGUCACCGACAAAAGAGUACCCCGUUCGACGUUUGGGCAUCAAUUUGGGGUUCCAGGUCAACUAUAACCUUCCGUUUCGAUUGAUGGACUUCUACAAACCGGCGUACUGGGCACGGGCCCUCAUCGGUGUUGUACAGGGCCGCUUCAAACCGAUGACCGUCGUGUCGGCCCGCGAUUUCAAGCGUUCGGUCACCCAUCCAAAUUCCGAUCUGACGGCCGGACAGUUGUACCGGGCGGUGGAAGAGUUACUGGAAACGAUGGAAUUUGGUUCGGAUUGUUUGGCGAAAAGUGUCUGCGAGUUGGCCCAAAGUCCAUUUCAUCGGGAAGCGAAUCGGGAAGAUCUGCUGAUGGAGGUGACACAUUUUUUGCUAACGUAAGUAACACCCUAAAGGCGGGCUGUGCGUAUGAAUAUAAUUAUGCUUUUGUUGUUUGUAGACCUUCAUUUCAUAAGUCUUUUGGAGAAUCGGAAUAUCGUGACAGAGCUAAAUAUGAAAUGGCGGAAAAUCUUGGAGUGAGCGGAGCCGACUGUGAACUGAUCUAUACCAAUUGUCCUAAGUC
Molecule: messenger RNA, 769 nt
Organism: Anopheles funestus (African malaria mosquito)
Lineage: Eukaryota; Metazoa; Arthropoda; Insecta; Diptera; Culicidae
Exons: 1
Coding region: 181-588 (135 amino acids)
Source: RefSeq, a predicted model, not a curated record